Hyaloscypha bicolor E is the source of this 806-nucleotide messenger RNA. RefSeq lists its product as uncharacterized. The record is from RefSeq and is a predicted model, not a curated record. Lineage: Eukaryota; Fungi; Ascomycota; Leotiomycetes; Helotiales; Hyaloscyphaceae. Gene Ontology annotation, molecular function: protein binding. Bases 235 to 714 code for a protein of 159 amino acids. The transcript has 4 exons.
UUUCACCAACCAUAUGCACAAACUUCUUCAAACCACGGCAGCUCAUCGCGCUCAAUUCCUUAAUCUUCUCAACCGCGUUAUCUAUAGCUUCUGGCACACAAUUGCCCUUCCUUUCGUCGUUUCCUAACAUUUUGGAAAACGAUCGCGUUCAGUGUUCAGCGUUCAGCCCGAACGUCAGGUCAGAGUCUAAUAGAGGAACUAGACACCUCCCUCGUUGGGAUUAUAGUUUACUGGAUGAAGAUGCCCCCAAACAAACGAAAGAGGAUGUCGACCAGAUCAUCUAUGGAGGCUCCAUCAGCAAAGAAAGCAUGGAAACUACGAGGCCCUAACUUCUCUGCUCCCACCGAAAUGGUCACAUUUCUGAUUGGGCCGGAAGGCAAUGACGAGAAAUUCCCCGUCCACAAGGAAUUUGCUUGUCACCAUUCCCCGGUCCUCAAAGCCGCUUUCAACAGCAACUUCGUGGAAGGAGAGACCCAGACUUACCGUCUGGAGGAAAUCAGUACUUCCGCUUUUCGCUUGCUGGUUCAAUGGUUCUACAACGAGGAAUUCGAUAUCUUCAAAGAGGACGAUCUCGACUGUGAAAAUGACGAGGACGAUCCUGGAAUUGAGAAGCUCUGGGUGGAUCAAGAUUUGAACCUAAUUCAAUUAUGGAUCGUUGCCGACAAGCUGCUUAUUCGUCCGCUCCAGAACGCCGUCAUCAACGUGCUAGAAUAAUUUUGGGAAGAGCCAUUUGUGCCUCAUGGAGGACCCAGCACGGCUUGGAUUCCGUAUGCAUAUGAGCAUACGAUAGUCGGAAGCCCGCUUCG